Pygocentrus nattereri (red-bellied piranha) is the source of this 2644-nucleotide messenger RNA. It is a transcript of the gene lhx9, whose product is annotated as LIM homeobox 9. Gene Ontology annotation, biological process: neuron differentiation; regulation of transcription by RNA polymerase II. The coding region runs from base 1 to 1191 and encodes 396 amino acids. The record is from RefSeq and is a predicted model, not a curated record. The transcript is spliced from 5 exons. Gene Ontology annotation, molecular function: DNA-binding transcription factor activity, RNA polymerase II-specific; RNA polymerase II transcription regulatory region sequence-specific DNA binding. NCBI's taxonomy places the organism in Eukaryota, Metazoa, Chordata, Actinopteri, Characiformes, Serrasalmidae. Gene Ontology annotation, cellular component: nucleus.
AUGGAAGUGGUGGGGUGCAAGGCGAGAGAGAGCAGUUGCACAUUGCGUCCAGCAGCCAUGCUUUUCCACGGCAUCUCCGGGGAGCACAUCCAAGGGAUCAUGGAGGAGAUGGAGAGGAGGUCGAAGACGGAGUCCCGCCUGGCCAAAACGGUCCAGAUGAACGGGAGGGAGUCGAGCAUGCCCUCGGUGAGCCCGGAGAAGCCCGCACUGUGCGCCGGCUGUGGGUCCAAAAUCUCGGACAGGUACUACUUACUGGCGGUGGACAAGCAGUGGCACCUCCGCUGCCUCAAGUGCUGUGAAUGUAAACUGGCCCUGGAGUCGGAGCUGACCUGCUUCGCCAAGGAUGGCAGCAUUUACUGCAAAGAGGAUUACUACAGAAGGUUCUCCGUGCAGAGGUGUGCCCGCUGUCACCUGGGCAUCUCGGCCUCGGAGAUGGUGAUGCGCGCGCGGGACUCCGUGUACCACUUGAGCUGCUUCACGUGCACGUCGUGCAACAAGACGCUGACCACGGGCGACCACUUCGGCAUGCGCGAGAACCUGGUGUACUGCCGGGCGCACUUCGAGAGCCUGGUGCAGGGGGAGUAUCACGCGCCCCUCAACUACGCCGAGCUCGCGGCCAAAGGCGGUGGGCUCGCGCUGCCCUACUUCAACGGCGCGGGCGCGGUGCAGAAGGGCAGGCCGCGGAAACGCAAGAGCCCCGCCAUGGGCAUCGACAUCAGCACGUACAACUCAGGUUGUAAUGAGAACGAAGCCGACCAUUUGGACCGAGAUCAGCAGCCCUACCCUCCCUCGCAGAAGACCAAACGCAUGCGUACAUCCUUCAAGCACCACCAGCUCCGCACCAUGAAGUCCUACUUUGCCAUUAACCACAACCCUGAUGCCAAGGACUUAAAGCAGCUCGCUCAGAAGACGGGCCUCACCAAAAGAGUUCUUCAGGUUUGGUUCCAAAACGCACGGGCCAAAUUCAGAAGGAACGUUUUGCGGCAGGAGAAUGGGGGUGUUGAUAAGGCUGACGGCACGUCACUUCCUCCACCCUCCUCCGACAGCGGUGCACUGACCCCGCCCAGCACCGCCACCACACUAACAGACCUGACCAAUCCCUCUAUCACCGUAGUAACAUCAGUGACCUCUAGUUUGGACAGCCACGAUUCCGGGAGUCCCCCACAAACUACCUUGACAAACCUUUUCUAACACAAAUUUGUUUUUUUGUCUUUUUAUUUUUCCCUUCAAAAAAUUUUUUUGUUGUUGUUCACGAGAUCACCCUUAAGCGACCAGAGACAGAACUCUUUGGAUUUGGAAAAAAAUGGAGGAAAACUUGAUGUGUAGCAUUUGCAACCACUUGGCAGCUGAGUUUCAAUGUAUUUUUAAAAUUUUAUUUUAUUAUUAUGCACUAUGUUAGUUAGCACAUUUGCCUAUUAACCAUUCAUAAGUGGAAGUGGAUUACAUGCCUAAACCACAGUCAGUUCUUUUUUUAAGUGAACUAAAUUUUCGCAUUAAUCAGCAACAACCAAUUAUUCCCAAAAUAGUUUCGCAAUGGUCCCAACAACUGUAGCUAACAGACAUUAUUACUGCUUUACAACUCAAAUGCCAGGUGGAUGCUUUAACCUCUAGUACUAUCAUGCCAACGAAGCACUAAUUAGGAUUAAAAUAUCAUCUGUGCAGUGGUAACUGUUCAAAACGUUACAGUAUACUGACAGGACGAAGGAAGGGAAACUCAUCUCAGUUCCUCUCGAGUCAUUUUGAUGCAUGGGCUACGUUUUAAUUGAUUGUUUGUACAAUUAAGCACUUUUAACAAUUAUGAAGCCACUUUUGUAUUCCAACAGCCCAUGAAUUGUUAGGUAUACAAUUAGUAAAAAGUGCAUUAUGAAGGUGCAGCUCAGGGUGACAGUGAGUUAGGGAUGCUAAAUGGGGGAGUUUUUUUAAAUUGUAGAGGUUUUAGAACUGCUUCAAAAGCCUGGAGGACAUUAUUUUUGCAAGAAAGUCCUUUUUUUUCUCUCCCCAAGCAUAUUCACACAUUUCUUUUCUGGACACUUGCCACUGAACAGACCAAAAAAAAAAAAAAACAACCUCGUUUAUUCUGUCUGGAAACUUAAGUGAGGGAUGGUUAAGGACUGAUCCGGCUCCUUGCUAGGGUGAAAUAUUUCAUUAUGUGAUGGGAAAUUUGUUCUGUUGUGGAACAAAGUGGUACUCUAGAUCUACUUCAUGAAGUAGAUGCCUAACUCAGUUCUGCUAUGUGCCUUACGCUAUAACUUGGAAGAGAGUUUGUGAAAUUCAGGAGAUACAUGUCUUGUUUGUUUAACUGAUUCACAUCCUUUGAAACGCCUCACUAGUUUUGUACUGUUUUUUAUUUUUUUUGUUUUGUUUUUUUUUUUGUUCAUCUGAUUUUCGACGAUCUUUUUAAAUGGUGUAUUCUGUUACGAAGGGGGGCAGCGAUGUCAUAGAAAGCAGUUGUGCACUCUUUCAAAUAUAGUUGGUAAAUCCAAGAAUCUUAUAUAUUGAUCUUCGUGUUAAUAGUACAGUACGUGUUCUAUCAAGAUUGUCCAUGUUUCCUUGUUUCUUGAGAAAAAAAAAAAAAGAUGGUGUAUAGAAACUAUUUCCCCUUAAAUAUUUAUGGACCAAACGGUUGUUAUAUCUUAUUAAAUUU